AUGUCGAAGACCAAGUCCGUUGCCAAGAAGGGCUCCGAGAAGCCCGUUGACAAGUCCUUGGGCAAGGUCAAGGAUGCUGGCGUCACCAAGGCUGCUCAGUCUCCCAAGGCCAAGAGCAAACAGAUUGCUCGCGAAGUUGUCGCCAAGGAAGAGAAGUCCAAGCGUAAGAAGAAGGAGCCUACUCCUAGCAGCAGUUCCGAAUCCGAGUCCGAGUCCGACUCCGACUCCUCCAGCUCUAGCGAAAGCGAAGACGAGAAGCCCGCCAAGAAGGAGGUAAAGAAGCCGGCAAAGAAGCAGGCUGAAUCAUCUUCCGAAUCCGACUCGAGCGAUGAGGAGAUGAAGGAUGCUUCCAGCAGUGAGAGCGAUAGCGAGAGCGAGGAGGAAAAGAAGCCCGCCAAGUCGGUCAAGGCCAACCCCAAGCCUUCCAAGAAGGCGGAGUCGAGCGAUUCUGAGUCCUCCGACUCUGAUUCCGAUUCUUCCUCAGAAGAAAAGGCUCCCAAGGCUGCCGCAAAGGCAGCUGCUGCGGAAUCCAGCGACAGCGACGACUCCGAUUCUGACAGUGAAGAAGAAGCUCCUGCCAAGGGUAAGAAGGCCUCCAAGGAGGAUUCUGAUUCUGGAUCUUCGGACUCUUCAGACUCUGACAGCUCUGACUCCGAGUCAGACUCUGAGGAGAGCGACGAGUCCGCCAAGGACUCGAAGAAGCGCAAGGCUGAAGAAGAGCCCGCUGCCGUUUCUAAGAAGUCCAAGACUGAGGAAUCUGCCGAGGGCGCCUCGGCCAACCUCUUUGUCGGCAACCUUUCGUGGAACGUCACCGAGGAAUGGCUUCAGCAGGAGUUCGAGACCUUUGGUGAGCUUUCCGGUGUGCGCAUCAUGACUGAGCGCGAUACUGGCCGCUCGCGCGGAUUCGGCUACGUCGAGUUCGCCAGCGCUGCCGAUGCUGCUAAGGCCUACGAGUCCAUGAAGGAUACUGAAAUCGACGGCCGCAAGAUCAACCUCGACUACGCUACCGGCCGGCCCGCUAACAAGGACCAAGGCGGUUUCAAGGAACGUGCUCAAACCCGUGCCCGUUCUUUUGGUGACCAAUCCAGCCCUGAGAGCGACACUCUUUUCAUCGGCAACCUGCCCUUCAGUGCUACAGAGGACUCUGUUCACGAGGUGUUCGGUUCCUCCGGAAACGUUUUGGGCAUUCGUCUGCCAACCCACCAGGAGUCCGGCCAACCCAAGGGCUUCGGCUACGUGCAGUAUUCGUCCGUGGAUGAGGCUCGCCAGGCCUUCAACGACCUCCAAGGAGCUGAGAUCGAUGGCCGCCCUGUCCGUCUGGACUUCAGCACCCCCCGUGCCAACAACGGAGGCGACCGCGGUGGUCGUGGUGGUGGUCGCGGCGGCUUCGGCGGUCGUGGUGGUGGUCGCGGUGGCCCUCGUGGCGGCGGCGGUCGUGGAGGCCGUGGUGGUUUCGGUGGUCGUGGAGGUGGUGCUGGCGGCCCUCCCAACCGUGCCAGGGGCGGUAUCACUGAGUUCAAGGGUACCAAGGUGACCUUCUAG
Messenger RNA from Aspergillus calidoustus, 1542 nucleotides. Lineage: Eukaryota; Fungi; Ascomycota; Eurotiomycetes; Eurotiales; Aspergillaceae. The record is from the annotation of a GenBank genome assembly.